AUGGUUUCGUAUGAAAUUGUAGAUUUUUUCCGUGUUAAGGACAUUGUCAACUACAGACUCAAAUUCCAAGUUCCUCUCUCGUAUUCUGGGGUUGAAAUUCCCGGUUGCACUGUAAAGGAAAUAUAUGUUGUAGCAAAUAUCACCCAGAAGUAUGAUGAAAAGUUGCACGAUGUCCGCGUAUUUCCAGAAGCUAAGACGAAUUUGGUUCUACCAGAAAAGCCCAAGAUAAUCUGCUAUGUUCAAGGUGGUCCCGGGUUUCCCUGUGGUGUGCCGUUAUCGAGUACUGCCUUCACCAAGGUCUUGUUGGAUAGAGGGUACCAAAUUCUCUUUUUGGAUCAAAGAGGAACAGGCCUUUCUACACCCUUAGAAGUGGGUACUUUCAGCCAUUUACUUCCACAGAUAAAUGGCGAACUGAAGGAAGAAUAUGCUUCUAGACAGUUAAAGUUUAUCGUCAACUUCAGAGCCGAUUCUAUAGUGGAAGAUUACGAAUUUGUGAGAAAAGCAUUGGGCAUUGAAAAAUGGUCGCUAUUAGGGCAAUCGUAUGGGGGAUUCACGUCAUUCACCUAUUUGUCCAAAUAUGAUACUUCAUUGAAGGAAGUGUUGGUCACUGGUGGUGUUCCUCCAAUCAACUUCUCACCGGACGAUGUUCAUUCGGCAACCUAUGCCCGAACCAGAGAAAGAAACGAACAUUAUUACGAUAAAUACCCUCAGGACAAACUAAAAGUUAGAAAUAUUCUCACGUAUCUCUCCAAAAACAAAGUCACUCUUCCUAACGGUGGCAAUUUGAGCGUAGAACGUUUCCAGCAGUUGGGAUUGUUGUUUGGUGCUAGCGGAGGAACUGAUCAUAUUCAUCAAUUGGUAGUAAAGUUCGACUACGACUUGUCGACUUUCGGAUUCCCCACUUAUCAGAUCCUUAAUGAAGUUCAGAACGACUCUACUUUCGAUACAAAUGUCAUUUACCCGUUGUUCCUCGAAGCAAUUUACUGUGAUGGAACUGGAUUGGGAAAGAAGCUGAGUGAAUGGAGUAGCGAUAGAUUAAGAUACGCUACAGAAAACACGAAAUUUGUCUUCAGCGAGGACUCAGACCACGAAGUUUACUUCACCGGCGAAAUGGUCUAUAAGUCGUUGUACGAAGAUUUUGCUGAAUUGAAGAAAUUCAAGGAGCUUGCUUAUGCUCUUCACAACAAUAAAGAAUGGAGCUCCUUGUACGAUGCUAAAAGGUUGUAUGAAACCAAGGUUCCAAUUGUGUCAGCUACUUACGUCUACGACCAAUUUGUUGAUUUCGACUUGACUAGAGCGGUUAAGAAAGAAGUGUUUAAGGGUAAUGGAAACUUGAAGCAGUAUAUCUCCAGUGAAUUCUUUCAUAAUGGGGUUAGAGCGGACGCCGAAAAAGUGUUGGGUUCGUUGUUCGAUCUUCUCGAUUGUGAGAUUGAUUAA
This is a messenger RNA of Scheffersomyces stipitis CBS 6054, 1437 nucleotides long. RefSeq lists its product as uncharacterized. The coding region runs from base 1 to 1437 and encodes 478 amino acids. Gene Ontology annotation, biological process: proteolysis. The record is from RefSeq and is a predicted model, not a curated record. The transcript has a single exon. Lineage: Eukaryota; Fungi; Ascomycota; Pichiomycetes; Serinales; Debaryomycetaceae. Gene Ontology annotation, molecular function: peptidase activity.